AACUGCAAACGAUCAGUUUGCCUCAGACCGGGUAGAGCCUAGGCAGGGAGAGAGCCCCUUGCGUGCUGAGCGGCGGGUCUGGACUCUAGCCUGCGAUGACAGCGCAAGGGCUGCCAGGAAGGGUGUGCAGGGACACCUGGCUCACUCCCUCGCGGCAUUUGAGGUUCAGGCACAGCAGACCUCCAUGGCUCCUUACCACAUCCGCAAAUACCGGGAGAGCCACCGCACACAGGUCCUGGACUUGUUCUCCCGGGCAAUGGAUGAGUACGUCCCCACCACCUUCCGCCACGUCCUGAAGCUGCCCCAAACCCUGGUGCUCUUGCUUGGGGUGCCCCUCGCCCUUUUCCUGGUCUCUGGCUCCUGGCUCCUGGCCCUCCUAGCCAGCUUCACCCUCCUCACUGCUCUGAGAUUCCUCUCCAAAUACCCCUGGAGCAAGUUUAAAGUCAUGUGCUUGCGCACAGACAUGUCCGACAUCAGCAAGUCCUACUUGAGUGAGCCUGGCUCCUGCUUCUGGGUGGCCGAGGCUGAGGGGCAGGUGGUGGGCAUCGUGGGCGUGCUGCCCGUCGAGGAGCGCCCCCUGCCCAAGGAGCAAUUGCAGCUGUUUCACCUGUGCGUGGCCUCGGGGUGGCGGCAUCAGGGGAUAGCGAAAGCCCUGGUCAGGACCGUCCUGCAGUUCGCGCGCGACCAGGGCUACCGCCAAGUCGUCCUCAUCACCAGCGUGCUGCAGCAUUCGGCCUUGGCCCUCUACCAGCGCAUGGGCUUCCAGAAGACGCACCAGUUCUUCUUCUCCCUGAGCUGGAGGCUAAUUGCUAUUCCUUCGGUUAUGUUUGUCUACCACCUGCCCUCUGCUCAGGCCUCUCAGGCACAGGAGUAGGAGGGGGGCCGGUGAUCCAGUUCCUGGGGGCUUAGUCAGGAGAGGGCUGGCUCUGCUGAGGUAGCAAGCAAACCCCGAAGCCUCAGUGUGACAGCACAGUGAGAGCUCACUGUUCCUUCUGUGGGAAGCCCCGGGGGGUGGGGCGGGGAGGGUUCUGCUCCUUUCUGUCUUUUGGGGUGGCCACUGUUUGAUUUAUCCAGUGCCACGAGAAGGCUGAGUUAAAACAAACCAAUAAACG
Leptonychotes weddellii (Weddell seal) is the source of this 1112-nucleotide messenger RNA. NCBI's taxonomy places the organism in Eukaryota, Metazoa, Chordata, Mammalia, Carnivora, Phocidae. The record is from RefSeq and is a predicted model, not a curated record.